CAGCUCAGAGCAGCAGCAGCAGCAGCAGCAGGCGCAGGGAAGCCUCACGUGUCUUCCUGUUUCUGCUUCUGCUUCUUUUUUGUUAUCACCGGUCUUUAUCGACCAUUCGAGCCAUGGAGCGGUGACAGAGCAGUGCAGACGAAAGUUGAUUGAUGGAGGAAGAGGAGACGAAUAAAGGAGCCAAAGGAGGAUGGUUGUUUUAGGUUUCUGAAGAUUGCCAAGUGAAUGGCUGAGAAAACCAGGCCAAAAGAAGAACAUGCUGUGCAUUUAGAGACAAAGGGAGAGCAAGAGUUAUAACCCCCAGCUUCCCUUGUGUCAGAGGGACAGAACGCGGAUGCCAGUUUGCCUUGUGAUCGGCUGGAACGAUGGCAGUCACCAAGGAGGAGAAGCUCAGUGAGAGCAGAAGCACGUCUGAGGACUCGGCCCCACCGGACGGCGGCUGGGGUUGGAUGAUCGUUGCUGGCUGUUUCCUCUCCACCAUUUGCAUCAGGGCGGUGACCAGAUGUAUUUCCAUGUUCUUUAUGGAGUUUCAGCUUCACUUUGAUACAGAUUAUUCCACCACCGCCUGGAUCCACAGUCUGAUUGACUGCACCACCAUGUUAUGCGCUCCUCUAGGCGGAUUCCUCGGGAGUCGUCUCUCCUGCAGAGCAACAGUGAUUCUGGGAGGUCUGCUGGCUUCUGUCGGGAUGGUCAUCAGUGCCUUUGCCUCCAGUCUGGAAUAUCUCUACAUUUCGAUGGGUAUCUUCACAGGUCUUGGCUUUGCUCUUAGCUACACACCAGCCAUAGCGAUGGUUGGGAGGUACUUCUGUGAGAGGAAAGCCCUGGCAUAUGGCAUUGCCUUAUCUGGUAGCGGCAUUGGGACCUUCAUCCUGGCUCCGGUGGUCCAUCUGCUUAUAGAGUAUUACACUUGGAGAGGAGCUCUGCUCAUCCUGGGAGGAUUUGUUUCCAACCUGUGUGUCUGCGGUGCUCUGAUGAAGCCACUGAAAGGAAGAGUUGAAGGGCAGUUAAAGGAAAAAGUGACUAACAAAGAACAGGGUUGCAUGACAGCAGUCCCCGAACAAAUACCUGCUAAUUCCGGCCCAGUGGAGCCAAAUCAGCCAGAAAUAAACAAAUUAAAGGACACCCAGCAGCUACUCAUAACCAACAAAAUGCUCGAACACAUUGGACUUGGCAAGGACAAACUAGAGACUUCAACCAGCAAGGAGUUUGGAUUUCUUCUGAUGCCCGACUUCUUGAUUCUGUCGGUGUCCAUCCUGUUUUUGGCGUACGGCUGCAGCGCUCCUGUAGUUUACCUGGUCCCAUACGCACUAAGCGUGGGAGUGGAUCACCAGCACGCUGCCCUCCUCAUGUCCAUAUUUGGAGUCAGUGGGAUUGUGGGGAACAUCACCUUUGGGUGGCUCACUGACAGGAAGUGUUUGAAGAGGUUUCGCUUACUGAGCUACAUGAUGGCGAUUGGCUUGGAGGGCCUCUGCUGUAUGUUCGUCCCCCUCCUUCAGUCCUUCUCCCUCCUCGUUCCCUUUUCCGUUCUCUAUGGAUACUUUGACGGAGCUUAUGUGGCGCUCAUCCCAGUGGUGACGUCCGACGUCAUGGGCUCCACCUACCUCACCUCUGGUCUGGGUGUGGUCUACUUCCUGCAUGCCAUCCCCUACCUCAUCAGUCCACCGAUAGGAGGUUGGUUAGUAGACAGGACGGGCGACUACUCUGCAACUUACUUCCUCAGCGGUGUUUGCUUCAUGUGCAGCUCCGUCGUCCUGGUAGUUAUGAUAUUAUUCAGACACUACAGGAAGUCAAAGUGUAAAUCAUCUGCACAUUUUAGUCCCAGUCAGGUGGAUGCUGCAGCACAGCAGGGGAUCAUAUGACGCCAGUGCUGAUGUGCACCUCACUGGACUGUGGCUUUACACAGAAUAUACUGUAGAAGAGCUUAAAGCUCACGACACUCACCUGAGGAAUUCUGGGAAAAUACCAAAACACUGCCUGAGCCACUACAUCACAUACUAGGGAUGGGACGACAUUACAGACUGGAGUAUCAACGGUUUACAAAUGUAUAAGUUUUACUUUGAUUUGGCCACUUUGAAACCAGUCCAGUUCCCCCUGGUGGAUAUUUAGUAUAUUUUCACUUCUGUGUGUCGUGUCUUCAUACAAAUCGGACGACAACAAAUGAUAACAAUUUCUACUGUAUACCUGAAACUGCACUUCCUGUAUUUCCUGCUCUCCAAGCAUAAAUAUUUGAUAAAUAUGCUAUUGAUUUGAAAUGAGUCGUGAUGUAUGGGAUUACUUUGAGGAGUUAACUUUAGGUAUUUCAUUUAAUGGAUUUAUUUUAUGAUUUGAAUGCUCACCUCGCCUGUAGUGGUGUGCUUUACGUCUCCAUAUGAUGAUGUAAACUGUAACACCUAUAAAAACAUAUGAUGCAUUUCAAGCACUACAAACUCAACUGUAACGCACAACAAUUUACUGUAUAUUACUUCUUCUUUUUGACUUUCUUUUUUUUUUACAAACCUUUUGUGCAAUACCUGAACUUAAUUAAGACCUGCAUUUCAUCCAGUAUGAACCGUUUGUGAUUGCUUCAUUGUAACCAGUCACAUUUGUACCAUGUAGCAAUAACUGCUUUGAAGCUCGUAUGUAGCCGUUUCUGCUCAACGUAUUAGAAGAGUCUGACUUUUGGUGAAUUUUGAAUUAAUGUGGAGAUUCUUAGGGAAUAAAUAGCCUAUGAACUGUGACCAGUAAUGAUUAUUUGAUUUUAAAUUGACAAUGUACAUCUUAUUCAUACUGUGUUUUUAUGGCGGCUGUCUGGUAAACAAAUCAUACCUGUUGAACAUUGUAAAUAAAGUUUUUAUGCAAGA
Messenger RNA from Solea solea (common sole), 2840 nucleotides. RefSeq names its product monocarboxylate transporter 12-B-like. The record is from RefSeq and is a predicted model, not a curated record. Bases 366 to 1859 code for a protein of 497 amino acids. The transcript has 10 exons. NCBI's taxonomy places the organism in Eukaryota, Metazoa, Chordata, Actinopteri, Pleuronectiformes, Soleidae. Gene Ontology annotation, molecular function: monocarboxylic acid transmembrane transporter activity. Gene Ontology annotation, biological process: monocarboxylic acid transport; transmembrane transport.